AUGAUUGAGGAGUCAAUGACAACACGCCACCUUGCGGCAGAUUUCACAGGGAACGGCUCGACUGACAGUGACGGCGAAGAUGAGACGGAGAAGAUCGUCGACGAACACAAAAUUGAAAAGAAGACAAAGACAAACAAGAACAAGGAGAAACAAGCAAGGAACAAUAGACAGGAACCAAAAGAGAACAGGGAUCGUACACCGGACAGAAAACAAGGAAAAGGUACCACAAGACCAAUGAAGCGUUUCCUCCAGACAGCUACUCAACAGAAGGACCAGACACAAAACAGGACAAGAGACAGAAGCAAAUCAAAACAGAGAUCACCAUCUACGCAAGUGGAGGAAACAGACAAGAAGGGAGAAUCGCGAAGACUGAAAACCUGUAACCAAACCCAAUCCAAUCCAACCUACACAACCCAACCGAACCCAACCAAACCAAACCAACCCAAUCCAACCUACACAACCCAACCGAACCCAACCAAACCCAACCCAAUCCAACCUACACAACCCAACCCAAUCCAACCCGAUCCAACCCAACCUACACAACCCAACCGAACCCAACCAAACCCAACCCAAUCCAACCCAACCUACACAACCCAACCGAACCCAACCAAACCCAACCCAAUCCAAUCUACACAACCCAACCGAACCAAACCAAACCAAACCAAAUCCAAUCCAACCUACACAACCCAACCUACACAACCCAACCGAACCCAACCAACCCAACCUACACAACCCAACCUAACCAAACCCAACCCGAUCCAACCCAACCUACACAACCAAACCAAACCAAACCCAAUCCAAUCUACACAACCCAACCGAACCAAACCAAACCAAACCAAAUCCAAUCCAACCUACACAACCCAACCGAACCAAACCAAACCAAACCAAAUCCAAUCCAACCUACACAACCCAACCUACACAACCCAACCUACACAACCCAACCUACACAACCCAACCGAACCCAACCAAACCCAACCCAAUCCAAUCUACACAACCCAACCGAACCAAACCAAACCAAACCAAACCCAAUCCAACCUACACAACCCAACCGAACCCAACCAAACCAAACCCAAUCCAACCUACACAACCCAACCGAACCCAACCAAACCCAACCCAAUCCAAUCUACACAACCCAACCGAACCAAACCAAACCAAACCAAACCCAAUCCAACCUACACAACCCAACCGAACCCAACCAAACCCAACCCAAUCCAAUCUACACAACCCAACCGAACCAAACCAAACCAAACCAAAUCCAAUCCAACCUACACAACCCAACCUACACAACCCAACCAAACCCAACCAACCCAACCUACACAACCCAACCAAACCCAACCCAAUCCAACCUACACAACCCAACCAAACCCAACCCGAUCCAACCCAACCUACACAACCCAACCUAACUCAACCCAAUCCAACCCGAUCCAACCUACACAACCUAUCAAUGAACGACACAGACCGCGCCAAGGAAAAGGAAGGGCCCCUGAGAUAGAAAAUCUGAAACCUGAUUACUAUGCUUGA
Molecule: messenger RNA, 1521 nt
Organism: Ylistrum balloti
Lineage: Eukaryota; Metazoa; Mollusca; Bivalvia; Pectinida; Pectinidae
Product: sporozoite surface protein 2-like
Exons: 3
Coding region: 1-1521 (506 amino acids)
Source: RefSeq, a predicted model, not a curated record